This is a messenger RNA of Oryzias latipes (Japanese medaka), 3966 nucleotides long. It is a transcript of the gene atp9b, whose product is annotated as ATPase phospholipid transporting 9B. NCBI's taxonomy places the organism in Eukaryota, Metazoa, Chordata, Actinopteri, Beloniformes, Adrianichthyidae. Gene Ontology annotation, biological process: retrograde vesicle-mediated transport, Golgi to endoplasmic reticulum; endocytosis; phospholipid translocation. Gene Ontology annotation, molecular function: ATP hydrolysis activity; ATPase-coupled intramembrane lipid carrier activity; ATP binding. The record is from RefSeq and is a predicted model, not a curated record. Gene Ontology annotation, cellular component: trans-Golgi network; endosome; plasma membrane.
CUUUGUUCGGCCAAGAUGGCUGACGGCAUCCCGUUAAAUCCGAUGCGGAAGAAUUCGAAGAGGCUACCGUACUACUACUCCGCCGGACUGCCGAGACUGGACCAGGAAAAGCUCAGAAAGCUUCAGGCUGAGGGAUGGACAGAACCAGAUUCUCUGUAGAAGAUGAUUCAUCCAUCCUGGAUGAGAUGCCUCUGAUGAUGUCGGAGGAAGCCUUUGAGAACGAAGAAAGCGACUACCAGACGCUGCCGCGGGCCCGGCUGGCCCAGAGGCGACGGGGCCUGGGCUGGCUCCUGCUUGGGGCGUGGAAGCUGCUCUGUGGCAGCUGCUGCGACUGUCUGCUUCGUCUGUGUCGGAGGAGGAAGGAGCUGAAGGCCCGCACCGUGUGGCUCGGCUGCCCGGAGAAAUGCGAAGAGAAGUACUCCAAGAACAUCAUCAAAAACCAGAAGUAUAACAUCCUCACCUUCGUGCCUGGGGUCCUCUAUCAACAGUUCAAGUUCUUCCUCAACCUCUACUUCCUGGUGGUGGCCUGCUCCCAAUUUGUACCAUCACUGAAAAUAGGAUAUUUGUACACAUACUGGGCCCCUCUGGGUUUUGUGCUGGCCGUUACUAUGGUGAGGGAGGCGGUGGACGAGGUGCGGCGCUGUCGGCGGGACACAGACAUGAACUCUCAGCUGUACAGCAAGUUGACCGUAAGAGGUAAAAUUCAGGUGAAAAGUUCAGACAUACAAGUUGGAGACCUGAUUAUUGUUGAAAAGAACCAGAGGAUUCCUGCAGACAUGGUUUUCCUGAGAACGUCUGAGAAGACAGGUGCCUGCUUCAUUCGAACAGAUCAGCUGGAUGGGGAAACUGACUGGAAGCUGAAGGUGGCCGUUGGCUGCACACAGCGCCUACCGGCGGUGGGGGACCUGUUCUCCAUCAAAGCUUUUGUCUUUGCCCAGAAGCCUCAGCUGGACAUUCACAGCUUCGAGGGGAACUUCACGCGGGAGGACUCGGACCCUCAGAUCCAAGAGAGCCUCAGCAUCGAGAACACCCUGUGGGCCAGCACGGUUGUGGCAUCUGGAACAGUGAUCGGGGUGGUGAUCUACACGGGGAAGGAGACCCGCAGCGUCCUCAACACCUCCUCCGCCAAGAACAAGGUCGGCCUUCUGGACCUAGAGCUGAACCGCCUCACCAAAGCCCUGUUCUUGGCCCAGGUGGUUCUCUCCAUCGUCAUGGUUGCGCUGCAAGGAUUUGUGGGUCCUUGGUUCAGAAACCUCUUCCGAUUUGUGGUGCUGUUUUCCUACAUCAUCCCCAUCAGUUUGCGGGUCAACUUGGACAUGGGGAAGUCUGCGUACGGCUGGAUGAUCAUGAAAGACGAGAGCAUCCCUGGUACUGUGGUCAGAACCAGCACCAUCCCAGAGGAACUGGGCCGACUGGUCUACCUGCUGACAGACAAAACUGGGACUCUGACACAAAAUGAGAUGGUGUUCAAGCGGCUGCACUUGGGAACGGUGUCGUACGGGGCGGACACCAUGGAUGAGAUCCAGAGCCACAUCGUGCGGUCUUACGGACAGGUGAGUGCCCAGGUGACCCAUCAAGCAAGUUCCUCUACAACAGGCGGCACCACACCGUCAGGGAAGAGCCAGACAGCGGGCCCCAGAGUCCGUAAGAGUGUCAGCAGCCGCAUCCACGAAGCUGUGAAGGCCAUCGCCUUGUGCCACAACGUGACUCCUGUGUACGAGUCGCACGGGAACGGGGAGACGGAGUCCGCAGAGGCCGACCAGGACUUCACUGAUGACAACCGCACCUACCAGGCCUCCAGUCCAGAUGAGGUGGCGCUGGUCCGGUGGACAGAGAGCGUCGGCCUGACUCUGGUCAACAGAGACCUGACCUCCCUCCAGCUGAAGACUCCAUCUGGACAGAUCCUCUCCUUUCACAUCCUGCAGAUCUUCCCCUUCACCUCAGAGAGCAAAAGGAUGGGCAUCAUUGUCCGGGAGGAGUCCACAGGAGAAAUCACUUUCUACAUGAAAGGGGCUGACGUUGCCAUGGCGAGCAUCGUUCAGUACAAUGACUGGCUGGAAGAGGAGUGUGGGAACAUGGCCAGGGAGGGCCUGAGAACUCUAGUGGUGGCCAAGAAGUCUCUGUCUGAGGAGCAGUAUCAGGACUUUGAGAGCCGCUACAGUCAGGCCAAGCUGAGCCUCCACGACCGCGCGCUGAAGGUGGCAGCGGUGGUGGAGAGUCUGGAGAGGGAGAUGGAGCUUCUGUGUCUGACUGGAGUGGAGGACCAGCUGCAGGCGGACGUGAGGCCCACUCUGGAGCUGCUGAGGAACGCCGGCAUCAAGAUCUGGAUGCUGACAGGAGACAAGCUGGAAACAGCGACAUGCAUCGCCAAAAGCUCCCAUUUGGUGUCCAGGAGCCAGGACAUCCACGUCUUCAGAUCGGUGUCAAACCGAGGGGAGGCCCACCUGGAGCUCAAUGCCUUCAGGAGGAAGCAUGACUGUGCUCUGGUCAUCUCUGGAGACUCCUUGGAGGUGUGCCUGCGGUAUUACGAGCACGAGUUCGUGGAGUUGGCCUGUCAGUGUCCGGCGGUGGUCUGCUGCCGCUGCUCCCCCACGCAGAAGGCCCAGAUCGUCACGCUGCUGCAGCAGCACACGGCCAACAGAACCUGCGCCAUUGGCGACGGCGGAAACGAUGUCAGCAUGAUCCAGGCGGCCGACUGCGGCAUCGGCAUCGAAGGAAAGGAGGGGAAGCAGGCGUCCCUGGCUGCAGACUUCUCCAUCACACAGUUCAGACAUGUGGGCCGCCUCCUCAUGGUUCACGGCAGGAACAGCUACAAGCGCUCAGCGGCGCUCGGCCAGUUCGUCAUGCACAGAGGGAUGAUCAUCUCCACCAUGCAGGCAGUCUUCUCCUCUGUUUUCUACUUCGCCUCUGUGCCUCUGUACCAGGGCUUCCUCAUGGUUGGGUACGCCACCAUCUUCACCAUGUUCCCCGUCUUCUCCUUGGUUUUGGAUCAAGACGUGAAACCGGAGAUGGCUCUGCUUUACCCGGAGCUUUACAAAGACCUGACCAAGGGCCGGUCGCUGUCCUUCAAGACUUUCCUCAUCUGGGUCUUGAUCAGCAUCUAUCAAGGUGGCAUUUUGAUGUACGGCGCGCUGCUGCUGUUUGAGUCGGAGUUUGUGCACGUGGUGGCCAUCUCCUUCACGGCACUCAUCCUGACCGAGCUCCUGAUGGUGGCGCUGACGGUGCGCACGUGGCACUGGCUUAUGGUGGUGGCCGAGCUCUUUAGCUUGGCCUGCUACCUCGCCUCGCUCGCCUUCCUCAGCGAGUACUUCGGCACAGGCAGGUUGUCCGCCAAAACUUUGCUUGAUCGCUCCUACAUCACCACCUGGCCUUUCCUGUGGAAGGUGUCUGCCAUCACACUUGUCAGCUGUCUUCCUCUCUACAUCAUCAAAUACCUAAAGCGCAAGUUCUCGCCCCCCAGCUACUCCAAGCUGUCCUCCUGAUACAGGCGGGGGUCGCUAACGGACGGGCCACCGACCAGUCGGAUUUUACUUGAAGCACAGGAGCAGCUUUUAAAAAAUGUUUCAUCAAACAGUUUUAUAGAGGUCAGGUUUUUAUAUGGGCUGAGUUUUUACUUUUUUUAUCGGGUUUGUGUAAAUGAAAGUUCAUCACAAUCCUGAACCCCCCCCCCCCCCCCCCCAGUGGCUGCUGUUAGGGCUGAGACUCUUGGCGAUCAAACUCCUGAAGGAGGAAUGAGUUUUAUCAUUCCCUCCACCUCUGAUCAGCACAUCAUCUUCUGGAUGUGGAGCAGGUCUGCUGCUCGUUUUUUUGAUCAUUCCUUGUUUUCUGAACUCCAACGGCGCCUUUGCUGUGAAGGAAGCAGCAGAGCGACGCCACAGACUGCACUUGAAGUUCUCCAUCUGUGUUCUGCUGUUUAUGUCUGUCAAAAAAUCUGUGGUAAUAAAAAAAAAAACAAAGAAGGCUGAG